GGCGGGUCCUCCAUACCACGCCUGGAAUCCCUACGCGGGCUCGGCGCGCCAGAGAGGAUCUCGGCUGCUGCAGCAUGACGCCCGCGCCGCGCACUCUGGAGCUCUUCUACGAUGUGCUGUCCCCCUACUCCUGGUUGGGCUUCGAGGUCCUGUGCCGAUAUAAGAAGCUCUGGAACAUCAACCUGCAGUUGCGCCCGAGCCUCAUUGCAGCGAUCAUGAAAGACAGCGGAAACCAGCCGCCAGCUCUGCUUCCCCGCAAAGCCCAAUACCUGCAAAAUGACAUCAGGCUCCUGGGACAGCAUAUCCAGGUUCCCAUCCAGUUCCCCAAGGAUUUCUUCUCUGUGAUCCUUGAAAAAGGAAGUUUAUCAGCCAUGCGAUUCCUCACCGCUGUGAACCUGGAGCACCCAAAGAUGCUGGAGAAAGUGUCCAGAGAACUAUGGAUGCGCGUCUGGUCACGAGAUGAAGACAUCUCGGAGCCCAAGAGCAUCCUGGCUGCUGCAGAGAAAGCUGGCAUGUCUACAGAACAAGCCCAGGGACUUCUGGAAAAGAUCUCAACACCAGAGGUGAAGAACGAGCUCAGGGAUACCACCAACACAGCCUGCAAAUAUGGGGCCUUUGGGCUGCCUGUCACCGUGGCCCAUCUGGAUGGCCAAACCCACAUGCUGUUUGGCUCUGACCGGAUGGAGUUGCUGGCACACCUGCUGGGAGAGAAGUGGAUGGGCCCUGUGCCUCCAGCCAUAAAUGCCAAAAUUUAAGGAUGGCCAAGGGAAGCAAAACUACUGGAGUAAAAAAGUAGAUAAUCUGCUUACGCUUCUUCCACUGCGUGACACUAGCAUUCUGGUUUUCCUGUCUGACAGCGGUUCCUCUGUGGCCCUGGGGGAUGCCGGGGAGGGGGACUGCGUGUUACAUCAUCUACCUUAGUCUCAUGACUGCUUUUACUUGCGUGCCUCACAAGUGCCUUUCAAGAGCCCCAAACUCUACUUUCUCUCAGAAUAAACCUAACACCAUCAGGCAGAAUAUUUCUGUGUCCUGUCUGGUGUUUGUGUGUUCUUCCUACUGUCAUAUUCUGUCCACUCUGGGUGUUUCUAAACAGCUUUUUCCAUACUGCCAGCCCCGCUGCUCCCCUCAGGGCAGCUUGUGUGGAAGGAGCAGGAACCAUCCCUCUUCAGGGACCGAAAACUAACUAACCAGUUUGGUACCUACUGCCUUCUAACCAGUCAUGGUGCCUGAGAGGGAGCCAGAGCAUGGCUGAGCCUCUACCCAGAUAUUUGAACAGCUCCAGCUACACUAACCAGCAGAACAAGGGCAAGGCAGCACAGGGAGACAGGCUGGAGUUGCCAUGGCCUGGGCAAGGUGCUCAUCCCACAGAGUUCCCUCACCCACAAAGCAGAUUUCGAGAAAAUCCCAGGGCCUCUCUCCCUGGAACCCCUGUUCCUUCCCAUACAAACCUAUAACUUUCCCACUCCCUCAAUUAUUUAUCCAAAGGCCCGGCUCUGUUUGUGCCAGCUAUGCAGUAAUCAGAAUACCUUGUGUUUCAACAAUCUUUGGACUUCUUUGAGAAUACUCUUUAUUCAAAGCUGAAACCACACUUAGGCAUCUGUUAGAAACCAGGUGUGGAGUUUUUGAUGGCUCAAAGGUUGAGAGGCUUUAAGAGGGGAUGCCUUGUUCCCUCCCUCUGGCUCUUUCUAAUCUCCAAGCUCAUUUGCCCCGUUUAUUCCCCAUCAUUUUCUGUUUUCCUCCUCUCCCCUUUUCCAUUAUUCCAGCAUACUCUUGGAUUUCAAAUUAUCCUUACUAGGCUUAGCUGCUAACUAACCAGAAGUACAUCUCCAAGUACACACUCCAUCUUUCAAAAGAGAUAUCAUGACAUGUACAUCUAAUAUUAAUUUAAAAUACGGGGAAAUGUCCAAUAGUAAGAAACCUAAGAGCAAAUUAAAAUGUUACGUCUCAUGUAUUUAUGUUAUAUAUUCAAGUAUAUAGAAGUUCUCAUCUAUGCUGAGAGGAUAGUAGUGGAGACAAAGUUGUAUGAAUAAAGGUGCUGAUCUCA
Lynx canadensis (Canada lynx) is the source of this 2044-nucleotide messenger RNA. RefSeq names its product glutathione S-transferase kappa 1 (gene GSTK1). Bases 75 to 755 code for a protein of 226 amino acids. The transcript is spliced from 8 exons. Gene Ontology annotation, biological process: glutathione metabolic process. The record is from RefSeq and is a predicted model, not a curated record. Lineage: Eukaryota; Metazoa; Chordata; Mammalia; Carnivora; Felidae. Gene Ontology annotation, molecular function: glutathione peroxidase activity; glutathione transferase activity. Gene Ontology annotation, cellular component: mitochondrion; peroxisome.